Arabis nemorensis is the source of this 2391-nucleotide messenger RNA. Lineage: Eukaryota; Viridiplantae; Streptophyta; Magnoliopsida; Brassicales; Brassicaceae. The record is from the annotation of a GenBank genome assembly.
AUGGAGGAACAGCGAGAGGAAAGUGAGUUUGUUGGUGAUUGCAAAGAGCCCAUGGAGGAGGAAGCUGGCAAGGGACUAUCUUCUAAAACUCAAACCCUAGAUGGUGAGGAUGUCGAAACGGUAGAGGUUUUGGUGGAUUCAUGUGUUAGUGUGACUCAUGAAAACCCUAAUGGUGGAGGUUCAGCUACUGGUGAUGUCAAUACGGAUGAUUUGGUUUCUGAUGAGAAACAAGUGAAAGUUGAUGUUGCAAGUGUUGAGGCGACUAUGUCUGAAAUUAAGAGUAAGAAUGGUGGUGAAAGUCAUGGGAUUGCUGGAGAAGACGAGAGUGUAAUCUCUACUGGUGGGAAUGAAGUGAUUGAUGAGAAGGAAAAUUGUGAAGUCGAAGAUAACGGCAAUGAUUGUGAUGCAGAACACAAAAUGGGUGUUGAUAGCGAACAAGAGAAGGAAGUGAAAGUGGGUCUUCCUUACAAUGACCAAGGGGAGGAAUCAGCAAAGAAAAAUGAAGAGGAUAAUAACGAAACUGAUAUCGAUAGCAAACAGGCGAUGGAAGAAAACGUCGGUCUUAAUGAACAGGGCAAUCCGGGGAAUGAGACAACAGGUGUUAAGCAUUCAGAAUCUGCACAAAUGCCAGAGGAGUCUACACAAUUAAGCGAAGGGGAAACGAACGAAGAAAAUCCAGGAGCUAAUCGCAAAGUUAGCUCUGCUACUCAAAUAUCUCGUGAAGAAGAAAGAACCAAUGUUAACCAAAAAGAAGGAGAAGCCAUGGAAGUUGAUUGUGCGGCAGAGGAAUCUACUGAUGCAAGUGUGGUACAAACCCAAGAUGUUCCAAUAGCUGAAGCUGACGGGAAUGAUGCCAGUGUAGUAAACGAAAUGGAAAUUGAUGAACGGAAAGGUAAUGCUGUUAUGACAAGCGAUCUUACUGGAACAAUUGAAUCUACUGAUUCAGCAAAUCCAAACAGUCCUACUGAAGAUGCUGCUCCAGGUGAAGUUGAACCGUUGGAUCAUAAUGCUCUUUUUGAUCCAAGUUCUGAUAUUACCAACUUUAUUGAUUUCAGUGGUGUAUCAUCUUGGUCAGGAAAUUUACAAGACCUUAAAACCGAAAUCGGGAACGUAUCUUUGAAAGAGGAUAAGAAAGCAACUGAUAUGGCAGAGGAAGUUGCCACUGUGGACGCUGAAUCCCAUGAUAAUCUAAGCUUAAAUGCUGAAGGUGUUGAAAAUGAAUCCAAUGAAGCCCGUGCUGCUGCAGAGUGUCCAAGAGAGACUUCUGAUGCAAUUAUGGGAUCUGACGAAAACCAAGAAGAUAAGCAAACUAUAGAUCAACAAGUUGCAAUGAGAAAGGAAGAUGACAGUACUCAUGAAGCUCCAAGUAUUGAUCCAAACCAAGAGGAAGAUACAGAAAUGGAAGAGAAUCCAAACAAUUCUGAUUUUGCUGAUGAUGGAACUGAUUCUGAUAUUAAAACCAAUGGUGUAAAACGAAAGGCUGAUGUCCUGAGUGAGGAUUCGCCAGAAGAAGGUAGGAAGACUGUUUCAUUGCCAAAGGUGUCUUUUGCGCAAAGGCCGUCCUUUAAGAUCGGUGCAAGCAUAGCCAGAGCUGCUAGUCAGAUGGCAGGAUCUCCAUCAGUUUUAAAGGGUGGUAACAUUGGUGAUAAAAAUCUUUCUGUUGAGAGUUUUGUAUCCCAGCUUCACUGUGCUGCAACAGAUCCUGCUAAAGAGAACGUUGUAUCUGACCUUGCUGCUGACUUUUUCUUAGAUUUCCGAAACUCAUCAGCUUCACAGCAAGUUACCCCGGAAAAGGUAAGCAGUAAAAGAGGUAGACCAUCCAAUUCUAAUGCAGGAGGAACCAAAGCAUUUGAGUUUGAGGAAAUGGGUGACACAUACUGGACUGACAGGGUGAUCCAUAAUGGCGGUGAAGAGCAAACGCCACCUACUGAAAAAGGAAACUAUCAAGUUGUGCCUGUUGAGUUGAAACCUUCUCAGGUUAAAAAGACUCGCCGGCCAUACAGGAGACGGCAUUCUCAGAUCACUAUUCCUCUUCCUUCAGCCUCAGACAAACCGGCGAACUUUGAUGAGAAUGCCCCAGCUGAGCUUAUUAUGAAGUUUUCUGAAACUGAUACAAUACCUCCUGAGAAGAGCCUGAGUAAAAUGUUCAGGCAUUUUGGACCAAUAAGGGAGUCGCAGACUGAAGUUGACAAGGACAAUAACCGGGCUAGAGUAGUUUACAGGAAAGGUACCGAUGCCGAGGUUGCUUACAACAGCGCAGGAAGGUUCAGUAUCUUUGGGACGAAGGCUGUGAAUUACGAGCUCAGCUAUACAAUAACUGAAGCAUUCAAAGUUCAGCCUUAUGUUGUGUCUUUAGGCGAGGAGGAUGCAGCGUUAUGUCUUCCAUCCUAG